CUUGAACUUGAACCCCUUCGAAACCAUUCGAAACCGCUUAUAUUGACUCUUUAUUAUUUCUUAGUUCCUACCUUUAGCGACUAUAGUACGUAUACUAAUUGAAGGCUCAAAUUUCGAAAUCUAGACGACUAGCUAUCCUGGAGCGUACAUCUGCGUACAUGCUACGAUCACGGCCUGGGCGACAAGCAGGUGCAUAUAACUGGCCGCACGACUUCUCUCCUGAAACAACUCCCAGCCAGAGGAAUAUAUCAUGGAAAGAACUCGAGGAAUCUCCCAAGCGACUUAUCAUGCGCAGAUCACAUGAGGAUUUCCGAUUUUCUUCGUGGCGAAGAACUAGACGACUUGUUUACAUUCUCUGCAUCGUGACCUGCUGUUUUCUGUUAUUCUGGCUAUUCGCUUCUCGGUACUCUAAUCUUCGCGCUUCAUUACAUCUCUUACGACCUAUCGAGCCUGUAGAGCCUGUCGAGGGCACGGUCGAGGGCACGGUCGAGAAGCCUACAUCUGUCGCCCUGACUCAGGACACCUUUGCGACUACACUUGAUGAACCUCCGUUGAAUGACAACCGCAAAGAAGCUCAUAUUACUGAUACUCGUAAAGUUCCCUGGCCCCCAAUGGUUACCGCGAUUCCCGAAACACGUCCGGAUCCGGAGGCCCUCUACUCUGGUCUAACUGUCUCCUCUGUAGACUCCCAAUUCUGCGGUGUCUCUCCCUGUCGUAUUCUGUUACCACUGUGGAUAGGCGAGCAAGAAUCUCGAUCUCGAAUGCACCUUGUUCAAGUGCUACAACUGGCUCGAGCAUUAAACCGUACCCUGGUCUUGCCGAACGUAGGCCGAAGUAGGAUCGGUGCCUGCGGACGAUGGGACUUCGAGGUCUACUAUGACGUUGGAAGCUUCGUUGGUCCUAAACGAGAAGAAGAUCUGGGUCGUGUCCGCAAAGUUAUGUUGAUGGAUGAUUUCCGAACGUGGUUAGAGAUGCGUCCCACCGGUCCUAAGGGACAACUACUUUUCGUGGACGAGAAAACAGAUGUGGAAGAGGAUGCUUCAAGGGAGAAGGUCCGUGUAAACGGAAGUGAAGCACUUAGUGUCUACGCCGACAAGGACAUUCUGGACCUCGAGGAUCCUCGCUUGCGCAAAGUACGGUGUCUAUCCACAAAAUAUCGACAACUACAAUUGGAUGCGUCCUCUCCUAUGACCGUGCACCUUCCUCCUGUGGAUUCCUUCGGUGGUCAAUUCUUGGCAGACGCCUUCACGCAGGAUGAGACCUUCCUCGCAGCUCGUCGACAAUUUUCCGCUGCUGUCGAAGCCACACCAGAAGUUCUCAUCCUUCACUGGGACACUCGACACUUCCCGUAUCCUCACUUGCUAGAAUCUAUGUCACUCGAUUACUCUUCCAAGGUACACGCUCUCGCUCGCAAACUUGUCCAACCACGCAUACCCUACCUUGCCAUCCACUGGCGGAUGGAAACAGUAAUACCUGCGCUUUUGCCAGACUGUGCCGAAGCUCUGGUCGAUACUGUCGUUGCUCUCCUUUCAGAUCCAAAUCUGGCUUCUGGUAUCAAAACAGUCUGGUUUGCUAGUGACUUCCCUUGGCCUAUCUCCUCUGGAGCUGCCGCCGCCGUCUCUGAUGAUGUACUAAACUCGAGUUCUGACGGAGGACGACAGCAGAACUUGAUGCAAAUCGCCAGUUCUGCUCGACGUUCGAAUACCUUUCGGUCUGUCUCUCACGAACAUAUCGAAGCUAUUGGCAUCUUCACUGCUGCAUUCAGGCAAGGUGGCACUUUGGCAGACUGGAGGCUUACCGGGGUCUCGGAAGAGCUAGAUCGGGUUCGGAAAGAAAUGGAAAGGGAAGGGAAGGGCUACGUAUUGGAAGAGGACGAUGAUGAAGGCGUGCUGUUGGAAGACUCUGGGGUGCUGGGCAUCCUGGAUAAAUUGGCAGCUAUGAACGCCGCGCUAUUCGUCAGUGGGGCGAAGCGUUGUGGUAGAGUCAGUUCCUUCACCAAACAGAUCACGGACCACAGAGGGGCAAAGUCGAAAAAAGACAACGCACCUCGGAAUAUUGCAGAUAUCUUCGGGUAGUGCAGGUCAAUAUCCGUAAUCCCCUCAUAAAGCAGUUGUAGUGAUGCAGCAUAGCAUAAGCGAAUGAAAGGGAAAGAGAAGAAAAUGUGAAUGCUCAUACUACAAUUUUGCGAUGACAGUCGACGAGGAUGCGAGGAGCGAUGUCGUAGCCAUAAGUGAUCAUGAUGUGCCAUGUACCAUAAAAAGUGUGCCUGACCAGCGAAACCCCCGUAACUCUUCUGCCCCUCACAUCCAAGCUGGGAGUGCGAUACAGGAUGCGAUCCCACAACAUGCGAGACAGAGAGUACUUUAAUCCCUGGGAGCUCCCCGACCGACACCAGCAAAUUGUGGCCUGUACUCGCCAGGCGCGCUCUCCUUCUUCCUGUACUCAUCACGGUCGCCACGGGGAGCACGGUAUGCGCCAGCUCCCUCACCAGCGCCACGUACGCCUGCGGGACGAGGAGGACGGGCGGCCUUUUUGUGCGUUGCGGGGACAAUCUC
Molecule: messenger RNA, 2555 nt
Organism: Somion occarium
Lineage: Eukaryota; Fungi; Basidiomycota; Agaricomycetes; Polyporales; Cerrenaceae
Source: the annotation of a GenBank genome assembly